Messenger RNA from Gryllus bimaculatus (two-spotted cricket), 531 nucleotides. The record is from the annotation of a GenBank genome assembly. NCBI's taxonomy places the organism in Eukaryota, Metazoa, Arthropoda, Insecta, Orthoptera, Gryllidae.
AUGAUUUCGUACUGUCCAACGAAAAGGAUUGUUUCAUUAGUGUGCGACGACCGGGACGCGAACUCCUACCGCGUCCAUCGCUUUCCCGUUGGUGCGGCACCAACGCACAUUGCUCCCCCCUCUCGGUGCACCACCGCCGCCACCACGCAGCCCACGUCGAGCACCACUCUGCGCAAUGGGCGCGAGUGGCGCGCGCGCAACGUGAGGACACCGCCGCACCAUCGACUGCCGCCCGUGCCGGCAGACCCUCCGGGCACCAUGCACCACCCGCACACCAUGAUGCGCAACCACCACGGCGGAGGCGGCGGCGGCGGCGGGGGUGGUUCUAACCACCACCACCACGUGCCGCACCACUCCACGCACGUCAGCCACCACCCGGGAGGCGGGUCCGGGCCGGUGCAGCACCAUCACACCAACGGGCACGCCAAAACCAACGGACACGUCUCCAAUGGCGGGCCUGCCUCCAGCCGCUACUGGACCAAUGGCUUCGGUCCACGACCAGACGACAAACAGAGCACGCUGUCUCGGUGA